AUGGCUGCAGGCGACUUCUCGUCUCUCCUCGGAGUCAACUUCAAUGCUGACGCUACAGCCGGAAUCGGUGACAUGUUCCUAUUCAAGGAAGGGAAAUGUCCGCGCUGGCUUCCACCAAACCAUUUUCUGUUCCACCUGGCCAACGCCUCUCUCCUGCUGUCCUACUUGGCCCCCGAAGGAAUCUACGGCCUCCUCUACCUGCGCUUCUGCAUCGCCGUGGGCAGCUUGUUUUUUGCGAUGUGGGGUUGCCUCGUACUGUGCUCGGUGGACACGCUCGUUUGGAACGCCCUGUUUACUCUCAUCAACCUGGCGCAUCUGUGCGUGCUCGCCUACACGUUUCGACCGGUCCGGUUCAAGCCAGACCUGGAGGUCAUCUACAAGGAACUGUUCCAGCCGCUCAAGGUGACCAGGCAUCAGUUCCAGAAGGUCGCCGACUGCGCGAUGGAGGCGCUGGAACUCGAUGCACGCGGCGACUACUCGUUCGAAAAGGUUAAUCCUACGGAUAGCCUGUCGCUGGUGCUGAGCGGUAGGCUGCUGGCUUAUAGAAACGGCUGUGUGCUGCUUUUGAUCGGCAAGUUGGAGUUCUUGGACUCUCCAAGAUGGUUUUAUUCUUCGGGAGGCGAUCUUGGUCAGGUGACCACAACAGCCUUGGAAAAAUGCAAAGUGAUUUUGUGGAAUAGGGAGGAAGUCAAAGUAGCCAUCAGUAAGGACACCUACCUCAAAUCCGUCUUUGACAACGUUGUGGCGAGUGACGUGGUGCGCAAGCUGCGGUUCGUCACAGAAAAAGGAUAUCAGGGCAUGGCGCGUGACUUGGACAACUAUUCAGAAACGACUGCACUCUGGAGCAAAGCUGGGCAGUGA
Ixodes scapularis (black-legged tick) is the source of this 861-nucleotide messenger RNA. RefSeq names its product blood vessel epicardial substance-B-like. The record is from RefSeq and is a predicted model, not a curated record. The transcript has a single exon. Bases 1 to 861 code for a protein of 286 amino acids. Gene Ontology annotation, molecular function: cAMP binding. Gene Ontology annotation, cellular component: sarcolemma. Lineage: Eukaryota; Metazoa; Arthropoda; Arachnida; Ixodida; Ixodidae.